UAAGAGGACCUAAAAAUCCAAGUUUAAGGCUUUUUUAAGCAAGCAACCAUUUGGGUAAUUGAAGCAAAAUCCAAGCCCUAGCGGGCAGAACUUGGAAAAGGCUGGUGGGACGACACGUGGAAAAUCAUUGACCCUUAGAUGGGAAUGAGAAGGUGGGCAGGCAGCGGUUGAUCCGGUACCCUUUAAGGGCCAUAGCCAACGAAGAGACACAGGUUCUUAAAGAAAAGGACAGAAACUAAACUGUUUAUUUAUAGUUUAAUUUUUUUCGUUUCGAGUUUUUUGUUUGUUCAUUAAGAAACACACGAGAUAAGAAAAGAAAAGAAAAGACCCUGCAAGAAAUCAGAGAAAGAGAGAGAGAGAUGGGGUUAUGGGAAGAGACUUAAAUUGGGUUAAUAACAGUUUACAGUAGAGAGAGAAAGGGGCAUGGCGGCGUUGGCAGAAAAGAGUGCUGUAAAUUCUUGUAUCGUGUCUUAAAUGCCUUUGCAACGACAAGAAAAACAAAGUUAAGUUCAAAAGCCAGGCCAGCUGCCGCAGCACAACGAAAAAUCCUUGAGGAAAGUGAAAGGGGAAGCAAGCAAAGCUUUGAUUCGAGUAUAAACGCUGCGCUUUUCCUACACAACCCCUUGAUAGCAGCGUGUGCUUAAACACGUGCAAAAGGAGAAGAAUUGGCAAUAGCGGCUGUGGGAAACAAAAAACAAUCGGGUUCUGAAAAUCAAAAGAGAGAGGUGGGGAAGCUUCUGAUAUGGAUUGUCGGUCACAAUUGAGGUCUGGGAGAGGUUUAAAGGAGGAACAAUGGCGGGGUUUUUUUCACUAGGAGGAAGAGGGAGCAACAGCCAAGAAGACCAACGAAACAAUCCACCGCCGACCGAUAUCCAACCCGAGAGCUGGUUUUGGUACAAAAAUGAGGAUGCUUCUUUCAAGGGUUUCGAAUUGUGGCAACAGCAAGAAGCUUUCCAACGCCAGUACCAAAGCAUCGGCAACAACAACAACAACAACCAGCAAGGCCAACAGCUACAAGAUCUUUAUUCGUCAGCAGCUGGAUUAGGAGUUGGACCUAGCAGGAGCUCGAUCAACAUCGCUGAUGAUUCCUCCUCGAGAUCGGCUUUUAUGAUGAUGGGUGGUGGAGGUGGAGGCGUAAGUUGCCAAGAUUGUGGUAAUCAAGCUAAGAAAGAUUGCCUUCACAUGAGGUGUAGAACCUGUUGUAAAAGCCGAGGAUUCGACUGCCAAACCCAUGUUAAAAGUACUUGGGUUCCUGCUUCCAAGCGCCGUGAAAGACAACAACAACUUGCUUCUUUACAGCAGCAGCAACAACAGCUUCGUGGAGAGAAUCCCAAAAGACAGCGAGAGAAUCCAACAUCUUCUCCUCUUGCCUUCACUCGUUUACCCACAAACGCGUCAGGGUUAGAAGUGGGGAAUUUUCCGCCAGAAGUGAACUCUGAAGCGAUGUUCCGGUGCGUGAGAGUGAGUGGCAUUGAAGAUGGUGACGAUCAGUAUGCUUAUCAGACGGCUGUGAACAUCGGAGGGCAUGUUUUCAAGGGAAUUCUUUACAAUCAAGGCCCCGAAAACGGCUACAACAUGGCUGCAGCAGUUGGUGAGAGUUCUUCCGGCGAUGGAAUCCAACAACUUGAUCUUAUUACUGCUGGUCCCACCGCCGCCGCUUCCAACGCGGGUACCGUCGCAGGCAACGCCAGUUGCAGCAGCGUUACAGCCGCUGCGUCUUCAUCAACCGUCGCAUUUUUAGAUCCUUCCUCUCUUUAUGCAGCUCCACUCAACACUUUCAUGGCUGGUACGCAGUUUUUCCCGAACCCAAGAUCUUAAAAACACGUCCAUAGUCUUUUUUUUCUAGGUCUCUUCUUCUUCGUUGUCUACUUUCUUGCCCUCGAUCAUAAUGAAGUACUAUAACAUUUGACACCCACCAUUGAUGAACUAGGUAGUAGUUAAGAAAAAGGUUUAAGAAAAGAGAGAAAGAGAGAUGUUUGGUAUUUUUGUUGUGAAAAAAUUUGAAUGCUUUUUAGUUCCAAAUCAUCAAUAUAAAUUCUUCUUCUUCUGCUGCUUCUACUACUGCAACUAUAUUUGCUGCUUCUAAAUCUAAAGCUGUUUUUGUACGAAAAUGUGCACAGCAUGUGGCGUGUCGAGUGAGUGUUUGUAAGUUAGAGAACUAUUUUUAAUAUUUUAGUGAGAUUGUGGGGUUGAAAUAAUAUGGAAAAAUUUUUAGA
This is a messenger RNA of Gossypium arboreum, 2216 nucleotides long. Its product is annotated as protein SHI RELATED SEQUENCE 1. The record is from RefSeq and is a predicted model, not a curated record. The transcript has 3 exons. Gene Ontology annotation, cellular component: nucleus. NCBI's taxonomy places the organism in Eukaryota, Viridiplantae, Streptophyta, Magnoliopsida, Malvales, Malvaceae. Gene Ontology annotation, molecular function: DNA binding; DNA-binding transcription factor activity. The coding region runs from base 793 to 1818 and encodes 341 amino acids. Gene Ontology annotation, biological process: positive regulation of DNA-templated transcription.